This is a messenger RNA of Lagopus muta (rock ptarmigan), 994 nucleotides long. It is a transcript of the gene TNNT2, whose product is annotated as troponin T2, cardiac type. Gene Ontology annotation, cellular component: troponin complex. NCBI's taxonomy places the organism in Eukaryota, Metazoa, Chordata, Aves, Galliformes, Phasianidae. Gene Ontology annotation, biological process: sarcomere organization; regulation of muscle contraction; cardiac muscle contraction. The record is from RefSeq and is a predicted model, not a curated record. Bases 117 to 722 code for a protein of 201 amino acids. Gene Ontology annotation, molecular function: troponin C binding; tropomyosin binding; troponin I binding. The transcript has 11 exons.
AGGAAACCACAGCAGGAGAACAAGAAGAUGAAACAAAAGCACCAGGAGAAGGUGGUGAGGGGGACCGGGAGCAGGAGCCUGGGGAAGGUGAAUCAAAGCCCAAACCCAAGCCCUUCAUGCCCAACCUGGUGCCUCCCAAAAUCCCUGAUGGUGAGCGCCUGGAUUUCGAUGACAUCCACCGCAAGCGCAUGGAGAAGGACCUGAAUGAGCUGCAGGCCCUCAUUGAAGCCCACUUUGAGAGCAGGAAGAAGGAGGAAGAAGAGCUCAUCUCCCUCAAAGACAGGAUCGAGCAGCGGAGGGCAGAGAGGGCAGAGCAGCAGCGCAUCCGCAGCGAGAGGGAGAAGGAACGCCAGGCCCGCAUGGCUGAGGAGAGAGCUCGCAAGGAGGAAGAGGAGGCACGGAAGAAGGCUGAGGAAGAAGCUCGGAAAAAGAAAGCUUUCUCCAACAUGCUGCACUUCGGAGGCUACAUGCAGAAGUCAGAGAAAAAGGGUGGCAAGAAGCAAACGGAGCGGGAGAAGAAGAAAAAGAUCCUCAGCGAGCGGCGGAAGCCUCUGAACAUCGACCACCUCAGCGAAGACAAGCUGAGGGACAAAGCCAAGGAGCUGUGGCAAACCAUCCGUGACCUGGAGGCUGAGAAAUUCGACUUGCAGGAGAAGUUCAAGCGGCAGAAGUACGAGAUCAAUGUCCUCCGAAAUCGUGUCAGUGACCACCAGAAGGUGUAAGUACCCAGCCUGGCUGAGCGCCCUUCCUCAUCACUCAGUUUCACCCCAUGUUUCUCCCAGCUGCCCCACGCCUCAUCCUUACACACCUGCAGGGACCUCAGACUGUGCCACUGUGCUCCCAUUGAGAAGCCCUCACCGGCCCCCAGCUUCCCCCUGCCCCCAAACAGACCCACGUAGAGCCCCGUGUGUCCUGCAGGCCACACAUAACUCCAGCUGCCCCAUCCCUUCUGUAUCCCUACCCACCACCUCAGAGGACUCCCCCCCCCCCCCCA